Molecule: messenger RNA, 1566 nt
Organism: Doryrhamphus excisus (bluestripe pipefish)
Lineage: Eukaryota; Metazoa; Chordata; Actinopteri; Syngnathiformes; Syngnathidae
Gene: mtfp1
Product: mitochondrial fission process 1
Biological process (GO): mitochondrial fission
Cellular component (GO): mitochondrion
Source: RefSeq, a predicted model, not a curated record
ACUCAGCCAGUUGGAUGCUGGGAAGAAAGCCCACGCCCCCUUCAGGAUCCGGACUGACUGUCGGCAUCGGCAAUGGUAUUCCAAUACAAUUUGUCACUACUCCAUGGGAUGGAGUGAACCACACCAACAGGACAGCAUGGAUCCUCCGGAAGAAAAAGCGAGCAAAGAGGUCGACAUUUAUCGCGAUACAUGGGUCCGCUUCUUAGGUUAUGCCAAUGAGGUGGGGGAGGCCUUCCGUGCGCUGGUGCCAUCCAGUUUGGUGUGGGGCAGCUACGCCGUGGCCACUGCCUACGUCGCUGCUGAUGCUCUGGACAAAGGGAAAAAGGCUGCUGUGGCGCACGGCGACAACCCAGGCCAGAAGACACGUGUGGUAGCGGCGGUGGCGGACACGUUCGUGUGGCAGGCCCUGGCCUCUGUGAUCAUCCCGGGUUUCACCAUCAACCGCGUAUGCGCCGCCUCGCUGCACCUGCUGGGCCGCACCACCAAAUGGCCCCUGCCUGUACGCAAGUGGACCACCACGGCCAUCGGGCUCUCCACCAUCCCCUUCAUCAUCACCCCUAUUGACAGGUCGGUGGACUUCCUGCUGGACUCCAGCCUCCGGAAAGUGUACGGGGACGGCAAGAAGCACGACUAAAGAGGGUCAAAGGGGACCUAUUAUGCUCUUUCCACUUUUAUGGGCGUACCUAGAGGAGGAUUUGGGUGGGAAGUUGGAAACACUGCAGAACCUGGAAGACCUAGAAAGUGUUCUGUGCGGGUCCACAACUCAAAACAAAGCGCCGGAAAUGAGCAUAAUAGGUCCCCCAUUAAAGAAAAGGGAUUUUACGGCACAGUACAUGAACGAACUAUGCAGGAGGAGUAUUGCUGUAUAAAUGUCAGGGAUGCACGUUGCUGUCAUUUGGCUGUGCGUUUAGCCAUACAUUGAGCCAGUAAAGCACAGCGGUUCAACUACCUUGUUCCUCAGAAUUGAUGUGUUUCGGGUACUGUUACUCCCUCCGAUGCACUUUGACUCGACUCAUCUGUUAUGUACUCGCUCACGGGAGCCGUUGAGGUUUAUACUGGAACAUCAUAUUUUGCAAUAUGACACUGUAAAUGUUGCACAAUUGCUGUAGUGAUAUCAGAUAUUAGCGGUGUCGCUGCUAGCCGCUACUGGGUUUCAUUUAAUUACAAGUUGAGCGUUUGCUGUACUGCGUCUGUGCAGCACGUGAAAGGGAAUAACUACUGUAUGAGCUAUGCAAGUCGUGCACGGUCAUAUAAUUAAGGUACUGUACAUACAUGUACACACAGGGAGUGUUUUCAUUGUCUAUAGGUCGUUGUAGCAAUAACUCUCAGGCUCUAUAUUUAUGUUUCAUUGAACAUUUCAUCGUUUACAUGUGAUACUUGCAUGCAACAAAAAGAAAUAGAGGUAUUUUUUUGCAUAUUGUAAUUGUUGUUUGUACAUGUGUGGGCAAGAGGGUACAUUUUAUCAUCUUUAAACAUUAAACUUCAACUUGUCGAAAUGAUGUUGUUAGUGCAACACUGUAGAGAGAAGUGAACUCGAUGCUGUUAAAUAAAUUAACCAAUGAGGUC